Molecule: messenger RNA, 2055 nt
Organism: Penicillium roqueforti
Lineage: Eukaryota; Fungi; Ascomycota; Eurotiomycetes; Eurotiales; Aspergillaceae
Exons: 2
Coding region: 1-2055 (684 amino acids)
Source: RefSeq, a predicted model, not a curated record
AUGAGCUCCUCUACCAACCAACAUCUCCCCACUACCUCCUCCGACCUUCCACCCCAACACACAACAACCGCCCCCCACCUCGACCCGAACGCGCAAUUGACCAACAACGGAUAUGCGCCCAAUGACAACCAGCUCGCGGGACUAGUCGAGGCAGCAACAGCUGCCGCAGACCAAGAUGUUUCGCAAUGGGCUGCCGCCGCCGCAGUCGCCGCCGCAGCCGGCGCAGCUGGCCACCAUCACCAGCUGGAUUCAUACACAGACAUGGAUCUCUCUGGGAACGGGUUCGGCGACGCGAACUUCGGGGCUGGCAUGAGCAGCGGAAGACACAUGCGAGCACCUAGUCACACCGAACAUCCCCAAUCCUCGGGGCUCACACGAACCGCGACCAAAAAGCGCAAGCGAAAUCAGGAUGAUGAUAACCUCGACCCCGCCUUGGCUGGCGAGGGUCUCUCUGACACGCAGCAUCAGUCGCAUCCCGCGCAGCAAGCGCCCAAUGACUAUACCGGAGAAGAGCAUCAGUCGCAUUCCGCACAGCAAGCGCCCAAUGACUAUACCGGAGAAGAGAUAGACAUUCGGCCUGAGCAGCAGCAGUCUCUAUCGGAUGCUCGUGCGGUGGGUAUUCAUUCUGCGGCGGCGCUGUUCCGCCAGCCCUCUAGCAAUAAGAAGUACACACGGCCUCCCAUCUCAAAGUUGUACGCCUCCCUUGGGAUCUCACCGGAGAACUUUAUACAUCUCCAGUCUGCUGCUAAACAUUACAUGCUGGACGAUGAACACCCUGAAAGACAGGAUUGUGUUGGUCAGCGAGGAAGGGGAGAUUCAGAAAUGGUCAAGCUACGCCUUUGGAACUGUGUUCGCCAGUUCCUUGAUGCUGAGGGAUAUGGUGAACGUUUUUUUGGCGAGGAUGCCGUUAAUGAUGGCGUGGGGACGAGAAUUCACACUUGGCCGCGUGACCAAAACAAGAUCAUCUCAUUGAUCACUCCUUUGCUCAGACGGAUGGUCACCAACGAAAGGCAACGCCGAUACGCGAUUGAGACGCGCAAGGGAGGUGGUGCUGAAGCACGCCGUCGCCGUAAAACGGAAGAGUUGUCGGCGAAUAGUCCGGAAUUUUCUCCCGAGCAGCAGCAUCUACAAAUGCAGAAUCAGCCAUCCCAUCGCGAUGAUCUGUCGCAGUCAAUGGCUCCCCCACCGCCGAUGCAGCAAUCCGCAAUGGAUUCGUCCCAGCCUAUGGACCUCGGUCUGACCGACCUCCUCCUAGACGGAUACACAGGUGACUGGGAAGAGAUCGCCCGCUGCUAUAAUACGUACAACGAGAACUUUGAGCUUGAUAACCUGUGGUCUCUCUCCGGUCUCCAGCAACCCGAUUGGCGCGGGCUCGUCGCCGCAGUUGACAGCCAUUACCACGUCGUCCACAACGGGAACUACGACUGCCCAUCGAUUUGCGAAGAUGCGAACAUCAACCGCAUUGUCCACGCGGACACCACCUCAGAUCUCCAAUGGCGCAUUGGCGGAGGCCGCAACCUCCCAGCCCGAGUUGAAUUCGCGAGUAGUAUCACCCGUGACGUGUCUCGCAUCAUCCGCGAGAACAUCGCCGCCCGACACGGCCUCCCAACCGAAGCACCCGACCCACACUUCCAUCAACCAUUCACCUCUCUGCCCGAGUCAACUCCGGCCAACACAACGGACUCCUCUCACGGCCACAGCCAAACUUCUAUUCGCGUCAAUAUCUUGCAAAACGGAAAGCGCAUCCUCCCCAGAUUUGAACUGCCCGCAGGCCAGUGCUCCAACAUCGACAUGGUCAAGCAGGCAAUUCUCCGUCGGUAUUCGAGCCAAAUCCCCGGUUUGACGGAAUUCCAGGCCGUGAAUGCUGCUACGCAAGAAGCUCGCGAGUCUACCAUUGUGGAUGGGUGGAAGGUCAAGGUUUGGUUGCCGGAUGGCCUGCUACAUGUGCAGAAUCAGAAGGACUGGGCCAUUGCGGUGCUCACUACUGAUGCUGUUGACUGGAUGGAUGGGGAGCUCAAGGUUCUUGUUGAGGUUGGUGAAGGGGAUGGGCAGUAG